Dioscorea cayenensis subsp. rotundata (Guinea yam) is the source of this 1896-nucleotide messenger RNA. Its product is annotated as peptide-N4-(N-acetyl-beta-glucosaminyl)asparagine amidase A-like. Lineage: Eukaryota; Viridiplantae; Streptophyta; Magnoliopsida; Dioscoreales; Dioscoreaceae. The transcript is spliced from 2 exons. The record is from RefSeq and is a predicted model, not a curated record. Gene Ontology annotation, cellular component: vacuole. The coding region runs from base 10 to 1746 and encodes 578 amino acids.
UCUUCAACCAUGCAUUCCUUCACCAAUCUAUUUUUCAUCAUCUCUUUACUUAUACUACAAACAAGAAUUUGUAUCAUUUUAGCAAUAGAAGACAAAUUAGAACACAUAGACCCAACACUUCCUCCUGCACUCCCCGGCCAAACACCGAAAUGCUCAGUCCUAAUUCUCCAACAAGACUUCGCAAACACCAUCGGAGCACCACCGGCCAUGGCUAACUACACUGAGCCCGCCGAUUGUCCUUAUCCAUGGACUCGUGUCGUGCUCGACCUCUCCGUCUCCGCUUCCGACGUCCAAAAAAGCCGUAUCGCCGCCAUUUGGCUAUCCGGCGUCGAGAUUCUCCGCACCACCACUCCUCUCCCCAUGUCCCCUGGCACAUUCUGGCGUGUCCAAAAGGACAUCACUCGUUACACCAAUCUCCUCCGCCAGCUCCCCGGCGGCGCCGCCGGCACCGCCGCCGCCGGCGACGGAGUUAAGUUCUACAUGAUGCUGGAGAACUCAAAUGAGAGACUCCCGGGUGUUUACAUGGCAAAUGUAACCCUUCAUUUUUACCGUGGAGAGCUCGUCGAUGGCCGAAGAGGCUACACGGCGAGGCCAACGGUGAAAGGCUUAUACCGGCAACCGGCGGACAUAAUCCUUCCGGUUUCCCAGAGCUGCGCCGGCAAUGGCUUCUGGUUCCGUAUCCAGAACGAAACACACAUCCCAUUCUCAUCACUCACCAUACCACGUAACACAUACCGUGCCGUGCUCGAGAUCUUUGCGUCUCACCAUGAGCACGACGAGUUCUGGUACGCUAAUCCUCUCCGGCCAUCCUACUCCUCCGGCGAGUUCUCAAACUCCAACGGUGGGUUCCGUCAACUCUACGCGACAAUCGACGGGAAGUUCGUCGGCGGGCACGUACCAUUUCCGGUGAUCUAUCCCGGGGCGAUAAAUCCUUACUUCUGGUCACCUGUAGCAGCCAUUGGGUCUUUUGAUAUUCCGACGUAUGAUCUCGACGUGACGCCGUUCUUGGCGAUGAUGAUUGAUGGACAACCGCAUGAAAUUGGUGUUGGAGUUCGAGAUGCAUUGCCGCAUUGGUUGGUGACGGCGAACUUGCAUCUUUGGGUGGAUGUGUGGUCGGAUUCAGUAGUAGCUGGAAUGGGAGAGUACUUUGCGCCGGAAGUGAGGGUGAAUAAGAAUGGGGAGUGGAGGAAUGUGGAAGGGCAGUCAGAGGUGAGUGCUGAUGGAUUGGUGAGGUUUACAGGGUGGGUGGCAUCAUCGAAAGGGAAUGUGACGACGAGGGUGAGGCAAAAGAUAACGUUUAAGAGUCAGGUGGCGGUGCAGAACCGGGGAGGAGUUAAGCAGGUGGAGAUGACAAAUAAGGCCAGAGGUGAUGUUGGGCUCACUAUGGGUCACCAGAUUUUAGGUAGAGUCCAGAUGUUUGUUGAAGCUCCACUUCAGGUGCAAAGCACAAUGGAGACAGAUCCAAGUGGUGGUGUGCUAGAGAGGACUAGACUGUUUCAUCAAUUGGAGGAGGUUGUGAACUUAAAUGAAAACCAAGUGGUGAGCUCAAGCACAUUAAUUGAUCGGCAAGAUGCCGAAGGAUCGGCGUUGAUGCAUGAUGGAAUGCCGGUGUGGGGAAGUGGGACAACAAAAUCAAGUUAUAAGUAUAGGGAUGAUGCCAAUGUUUGUUAUCUUAGGACAGUGAGUGCUGAGGGUGGUGAGGUGAAGUUUGAUAUUUCUAGUCCGUCAUGCUUGGCCAUGGAAUAGGUGUAGUUUUUGUGAUGUGUUGGAGUAGUGUUAUUUAUAUUUUAUAUUAAUUUAAGUGAGACAAUAAGAUUAUUUUGUUGUUGAUUAUAUAUAUUACUUGGUUUGAUUGGCGUGCUUGACAGAGCAUGUGAAUUGUAUGUUGGAUUGUUG